AUGGAUUCAUUUACUAAAUUUAUAAAAAGUGUUUUGCCUCCGGCGGAGCCACGAACUGCUUCUUCGCUCGUGGAAGCCAGGGUGUACCAAAAACCCACAAAUCAGCUACCUCCCUCACGAGACAGCUCGCCUCCAGGGACACCUCCAGGAUCACCGAAGCCCAAAAAGAAGACCAAUGAAAACGAAGAAGAGAAAGAUAAAUAA
Pieris macdunnoughi is the source of this 204-nucleotide messenger RNA. The record is from the annotation of a GenBank genome assembly. Lineage: Eukaryota; Metazoa; Arthropoda; Insecta; Lepidoptera; Pieridae.